Ostrinia furnacalis (Asian corn borer) is the source of this 4560-nucleotide messenger RNA. It is a transcript of the gene mal, whose product is annotated as molybdenum cofactor sulfurase. Lineage: Eukaryota; Metazoa; Arthropoda; Insecta; Lepidoptera; Crambidae. Gene Ontology annotation, biological process: Mo-molybdopterin cofactor biosynthetic process. The coding region runs from base 311 to 2788 and encodes 825 amino acids. The record is from RefSeq and is a predicted model, not a curated record. Gene Ontology annotation, molecular function: molybdenum cofactor sulfurtransferase activity; molybdenum ion binding; pyridoxal phosphate binding. The transcript is spliced from 6 exons.
UUUGUUGUUGUUCAAUGUGACAUUUUAGAAACUUCGUUUUUGUAAUUAAAUUGUGACUUUGAUCGCGUACGAAACAUGUUUUUUCAUUUGCAGAUAACAGCGGAACCACGGUUAUUAUCUCUCAAAUUACUGCUUACAUACAGUUCAUGUUUACGGCUCCUCAAGGUUACCCGCAGUCAGUCGUUGCGGUGCCCUAGAAAACGACGGUAUCAAUUUCAUCAGCAUGUAUCAUAGCAUGAAUCUGCCUUAGUGGUCUCAAAUUGACCUUAUUUUAUCGUUAAUCUUAUUCCUUCCACUGUGGAAGUUUAUAAUGACCACUCUAAGUAAAGUCAUUGAGAAUGAUCGAAUGCAAAAUAUACUCUCAGAAUUUAGUAGAUUGGGAGAUCGAUGCUAUCUAGAAAAUGCGGGUGCAUCACUAUACCCUCAAAGUUUGCCACUAAGAGUGAAUCAAGACUUGAUGAAAAAUGUCUACAUGAACCCACACACAGACAAGGACACAAAAGAUUGCAUUGAACAAAUAAGAUCCUCGAUUCUCCGACAUUUCAAUACAGAUUCUUCUAACUACUCUGUUAUUUUCACAUCCGGAACAACACAGGCACUGAAGCUUGUUGUGGAGUCGUUUCAAUUUGCCUUCGACCAGAAUGAAGUAUUGAACUGUGGCUCGUUUGUCUAUUUGAGAGACAACCAUACAUCUGUGCUUGGUUUGAGAGAACUGGCCACUGAAAAGAAUGCUGAUAUCAUCCAUAUUUGCCAUGACGAUUUCCUUAAAGCAUUGAAUCCAACUGAAGUGACCCCAUCCAAUUCAAGGAAAGAGAGUUAUAAGAACGAUGGUAAUACAUUAUUGGUUUACCCAGCCCAAAGCAAUUUUAAUGGGUUCAAAUACCCCAUAAAUUGUAUUCAGAACAUCAAGGAUGGGUGUCUCAAUAGCUAUAUUAAGAAGCAUUUAUGCAAAGUAAACUGCAACUGGUAUGUUUUACUGGACGCAGCCUCGUACAUAUCAACAAAUAAGUUGGAUUUAUCUGUGAACCAGCCAGAUUUUGUUUGUUUGUCUUUUUACAAAAUAUUUGGAUACCCAACCGGUCUUGGAGCUUUGCUUGUGAAGAAUACAAGUAUAAAUGUUUUAAAUGAAAAGAAAUACUUUGGAGGCGGAACAGUCGAUAUUGUAUUGAGCAGUGAAGACUACCAUGUUAAGAAAAAGGUUCUUCAUGAAAGGUUUGAAGAUGGUACUUUACCAUUUUUAUCCAUCAUCGCACUAAAGCAUUGUUUUGAUACCCUCAACGAGUUGAUUCCCAGGGUAAUCAGUGAAGAUUUCAUGGAUACAAUAUCUUACCAUACCUUUUACUUGGCUAAGGAUCUUUAUAAACAAUUGAACCAACUUGAACAUAGAAAUGGAAACAAAGCUGCUAUAUUUUACAUGGAUUCAGACUUUACAGAUAUAAAGAAACAGGGUGGUAUAGUCACAUUUAGUCUUAUGAGGGAAGAUGGAUCACAUAUUGGUUAUUCAGAGUUCCAACACAUGGCAGAUUUAUUCAACAUAAGUGUCCGAACUGGAUGCUUUUGCAAUUCAGGCUCUUGUCAAAGACACCUGAAUGCAACCAAUAAGGAAAUGAAGGAUAUGUAUAAAGCAGGCCAUAAAUGUGGAGAUGAAAUAGACUUGGUAAAUGGCAGACCCACUGGGGCCAUACGAGUCUCUUUUGGAUACUACAAUACAUUCAAAGAUGUAGACAAACUUAUUCUGAUGAUAUGUAGAUGUUUUGUAAAAACAAAACUGAAAAAGCCAAGCCGCACGAUGAAACAUUACAAAAUAGGUGAAUCAAAACAGAAAAAAUGUAAUGAAGAGUCAAUGAGGCUGUUAUCUGAUGAUUACUAUAAAAAAAUUGCUAUCAUACAAGAACCAUCUCCGUUUGAAUCUGAAGUUUCUUUGAAAGAAAUAGCAAUAUUCCCUAUCAAGUCCUGUGGUGCUUUUAAAGUUAACUCGUCAUGGAAAAUUGGACCUAAAGGGUUCGAAUACGACAGAGAGUGGAUGAUUGUCAAAGACAAUGGAGUUUGCUUGACACAAAAACAGAACACUCGCAUGUGCAUGAUAAGACCUACCAUCGAUUUGCAUAACAGGUGGUUGAUAUUAGAAUGCAAAGGUAUGCCUACAAUAUCAGUCUCACUGGACCAAACUGCAAAUAAGCAGAAAAACGCCAUGUUCUGCCAAAGCAAAGUAUGCACUGAUAUUGUAUGCGGCUAUGACUGCGGUGACGAGGUGGCGGAUUGGAUAUCCAACGCUUUAGAAGUGUCAUUUCUAAGACUUAUUAGACAAUCAAAUGAUGAUGUGCGAGUACAGAAGAAGAAAGGUGAGGGAGACAAGAAUUUGCUGUCUCUGAGCAAUCAAGCCCAAUAUCUCCUUAUAAAUAAAGCCACAGUCAGAUGGCUUAGCGACAAGAUCCAAGAUCCAUCGUUCCAAGAUAGUGUGGAGGAGCUAACGGAUCGUUUUAGAGGGAACAUUGUCAUUGAUACUGACCAAGAACUAGCUGAAAGAGACUGGCAUAGAGUUAUUAUUGGAAAGCAUGAAUUCAAGGUGGAUGGACAGUGCUCUAGAUGCCAAAUGGUGUGUAUCGACCAGAAAACUGGAGAAAAAACCGUCGAGCCUCUCAGAACGAUAUCUGAGCAAUUUGGAGGGAAAUUACGUUUCGGGAUAUACCUGAGCUACAUUGGUCCUGUAGAUGGCUCAAGAGACCGAUUAUUGAAACUGAACUCCCCAGUUAAGCCAAUCAUCAAUGAUGACGAUAUUAGCAGGUGAAGUGAAGAAUAGUAGAAUAGACUUCUAAAUACUCUAUUAUGAGUCAUAGAAGUAUUUAGUAGCGACACAGUAAUUGGUCCUAUUGAGAAUCUCAAUUUGGAACAGUAACACACAGUAUUAUUGUAUUAGAAUCUAAAAAAAGAAUUACCUACUUCAAAGCGUCAAACGUUCAAAUACUAGACUCAUGAAUGUUUACCGCUCAUGAACUAUUUAUUCUUCCACAUUAUUUGAGCUGCAAAAGUAAACAAGGCUUACUAAACGACGUCUUAGCGUAUAGUAAUUUAACGCAAUGAGAGCUAUCGUUUUAGCGCUAUGUAUAACAUUGGGCGAUUAAAGAAAACAAAUCAGUAGGCCUAAGAUGCCCACCGUGAUAACUUUUAUCGACGUCAAUUUGUAUGGGCAAAAUCGAUAAAAUUGCGUGAUAACCGCCUAUCACGGCGCGCAUCUUAGGCCUACAUGUUGUGCUUUGUGAAGAUUCCACAAAUCAAUUUAAUAUUAGAGCUAAUUAGCUGCCAAGUGCCAAUACGAUCCGUCCAUAUUUCGCGUGACAAUUCUGCGGGAAAAUGCCAUUUCUGGAUAUAUUAUUUACAUUAAGUAUUUCGACGCAACCGCGACUGUAUUUGAAUAAGUUUAAAAUAGUUCUUCCUUGAUUGUUAUCUUUUGUUACUUUUUGAAUUAUCAAAAGUACAUAAUUGUAAGCACUUAUCUUUGUUUUUAUGCACAUUUUUUUGUAUCGGUUUGUUUUUUGUUUGGCUUUGAACAUCCUUAUCCAUGUUUGAUAGUGCACUUGCCAUCCUUGUGAUAUUCUUAUAUUAUUACAGGUAUACUUAGAUUUAAGUAGUUAAAUAUUAUGUAAUGUCACUCCAAGAUACCAAUUGGUUGUGAGAGGAAGCAUUAUGUAGGUAGUUUAUAUUUUCAAAACACACCAACAAUGUUCUACCUUGACUGUUUUAAAGGAUUAAUGUAUUUAAUCCACUGUAGUGAAGUAAACAAAUCUCACAAGAAUUGUAAUACCUGGAUUUAGGUAUGUAAGCACUUACACUAUUAGUGUUUACUUUUUCUGAAUUUUAUAUAAAUUAUUUUUAUGUGCUCUAUCAUUAACGUUAUUAUUACUUUUACUUCCAGGUUCAAGGAUUGGUUUUAUGUUUAUUUCAUAAAUAAUUUCUCAUGCCCAUGUGGUGUAGAUUGUGAACAUAAAAAACGGAAAAAGAAAUGUUUCAUAUGUAUUCGUUAAAUAUUUUGAUCUGGUUUUAUUAUUGUUUAACUAUUACUUAUUUUAUGUAUUGAUUUUAGAAGUUGAAAAAUUGGGUACACAUAUUUUAGUUUUAUAUUUUGCAUAGGUACUUGCACUAUUGUUAUAAUAGCUACCUACAAGGUAGAUACAUAUUUACACUUGCCUACUCAAAUUGACUUCAUGAUUUCAUAGUUUAUUGAAAAUCUAUAAACAAAUGCCACAAUAAAGUGUGUUGAUAAACCUACAAACUUCUAAAUGUUAUGGAAACUAUGAGUGAACUGAGUAUCCAAUUCAAAUAUCCUUGUUUUCCUAAAGGUCUUAGUUUUUUUGUAGUUAUAUUGUGAUUAGUAGUUAAUAUAAUUAGAUAUCUCAGUAAGUAGGAGAAUUAAUUAUUUCAAAGACAAGUUUUAUGAAUUAAAUAAUUUAUUUACAAAUUCACUAUGUUAGUAUUACUAUCACAUCUUAUGCUUCCUUAUUUUUUUGUUGAUAGAUUUAUUUUAAAUAAGCACUACUCUUUGGGAUUGUUACGUAAAUAAAU